AUGAUAUCGCCCCUGUCACAGGCUCCGACUGUUGUUCCGGCACAUGAGUCCACAAACGAUGCCAAUGCCAUCUCUGAGCCUGGACCGGCGCAUUCUCGUCAUCGCGAGGCCAGUAUUGGCGAUGAUGUCAGUGAAGAGGUCGUCGUAUCUGGAAACAUGGCUCAAGCUUCAGCUGCCGAGCCCGCUCUCAGAGAUCUCCUACACCGCGUCCAGAGAUUGGAAGAAGUUCAAGUAUCUGCUGAUACGGCACGACGAAGCCGAUCCGAAGUUCCCCAGCAAAUGAUGGGGAAGGAUACAGAUUCACGCGUAGUGUUGAAGAAGUCAAGAGUCUGGCGAUGGAGUGAUUGGAUGGGUGAAGCUUCCGAAUUUGACAGAUUAUUGGACUGCUAUACAAGUUACGUCAAGGCUGCUGGAAAUGAGAGUCAUACUCCAUUUCCAGAUGCCGAAACUGAGGCCAUGGCUAUAGAGGCCGGAACCUUACUACGGAACUGCAAAGACCUAGCGAGGAGCAUCAAAAGUUGGCGACCCAGCAGAAGCUUUGACAACUCUGGAGUCAACCUGGCAGCGCCAUCUCGCGAGGUAGCCGAUACAAUGGUAGAUCAUUACCUGGAUUCAUUCGAAUCAACCUACCGCAUAUUACACAAGCCUACCUUCAAGGCGGAAUAUCAGCGGUUUUGGGAUGACCCAGCUAGCGUCAAAACCGAUUCGCGCCUCAAGAUACUUCUCGUCAUCGCGAUUGGGUCAAGCUUACAUGACACUGAAUUAGUCGAGCCAGGAUUUAAACGCCUGGCUCAUCAGUGGAUUUACGCUGCCCAGGCUUGGCUUUCCGGCCCCCUGGAAAAGGAUCGAUUGGGUAUCAACGGCGUCCAGAUUCACUGCUUGACCAUCUUUGCACGGCAUAUAUUAUCGAUUGGAGGCGAUCUGGUAUGUAUUUCCACAGGAACACUUAUCCAUACAGCCAUGCAGAUCGGCUUGCACCGUGAUCCAAGCCAUUUAUCGUCAAUGUCGACGUUGCAAGCAGAGAUCCGAAGAAGAAUCUGGUCGACCAUCUUGGAGUUAGUAAUUCAGUCAUCCUUAGAUGCGGCAAUGCCUCCCAGGAUCUCUUUCGAUGAGUUUGAUACUAAACCGCCUGCAAACAUCAAUGACGACGAACUAGAAGAGUCGCGAACGGAGCUAAGAUCACAUCCGAGGAGCACUUACACGGAUAUGUCGCUACAUCUUCAGCUCAGAGACUCUCUCUUGAGCCGGCUUCGAGUUGUUCAGUUGCUCAAUGGGAUACACCAUGAGUUGUCUUAUCACGUCGCACUGGAGCUGAGCUCGGAGAUUACUCAUGCCUGCAGGACCAACAUCCACUUCGUGAGGCAGCACGAACGAUCCGGAGUCUCUGUUUUCCACCAAAACUUACUCGAUUUUCUCGUGCGUCGCUUCCUGAUUCCCUUGCACUGCCCGUUCGCGAGCCAGGCACAGACAAACCCCCUGUUCCAGUACUCGACGAAGGCGACACUCGACGCCACAAUCACGAUCCUGUCACCUGUGCCGGACGACAAGUUCUCUCGUCUAUUCAGAAUCGCGGGAGGUAUGUUCCGCGAAGGCUACAGGUACGCACUUGCUACCGUAAGCCACGAGUACAUCGCUCAAGCAGAGACGCAGCAUCGUGAUGGAACGCUGCAACGCAACGUCCAACAGAGAGAAUUUCUGAAGAAAACAAUGAUGGAGUUGAUAGAGAUAGCGGCAGAGAGAGUAAGGUACGGAGGCGAGACAAAUAUCAAAGGUCACAUGUUUCUCAAAAUGAUUGUGGCACAAAUAGAAGCCAUGGAAAUGGGCAUCCAAGGAGAUUUGGAGAUUGCGAAGAGCGCGAAAGAAAGUCUAGAAUACUGCCACACCUUGCUCGAGGGUCAAGCAAGCACUGUGACGCCAUGCUCAACGGCCGAUGCAGAUUUUGGAUCCUCGGGGCUUGACCACGAACAGGGAGGCUUUGGAUUUGACUGGGACUUUGACUUUUUUCUACCCGAAGGAGAUUUUUAA
Molecule: messenger RNA, 2025 nt
Organism: Colletotrichum tamarilloi
Lineage: Eukaryota; Fungi; Ascomycota; Sordariomycetes; Glomerellales; Glomerellaceae
Exons: 2
Coding region: 1-2025 (674 amino acids)
Biological process (GO): DNA-templated transcription; regulation of transcription by RNA polymerase II
Cellular component (GO): nucleus
Molecular function (GO): zinc ion binding; RNA polymerase II cis-regulatory region sequence-specific DNA binding; DNA-binding transcription activator activity, RNA polymerase II-specific
Source: RefSeq, a predicted model, not a curated record